Molecule: messenger RNA, 1191 nt
Organism: Lycium ferocissimum
Lineage: Eukaryota; Viridiplantae; Streptophyta; Magnoliopsida; Solanales; Solanaceae
Product: receptor-like protein 11
Exons: 2
Coding region: 1-1191 (396 amino acids)
Molecular function (GO): protein binding
Source: RefSeq, a predicted model, not a curated record
AUGGGGAUCAUCUUAUUUCAAUUUGUCUUUCUUAUAUUGUUUUCUCAUCUUUUCUAUUUCACUUGCAUAGACUAUCAAUUUGUUUGCUCCGCUGGCACCUCUAAAGUGAGCACUUGCAUUGAAACAAAGAAGAAAGCACUGCUUAAAUUUAAUGAAAAUCUUAUAGAUCAUUCAGGCAGGCUAUCUUCUUGGAUUGAUCAAGAAAAUUACAGUCAAUGGAUUGGUGUAAGCUGUGACAACAAGAUAGGAAACGUCGUAAAGCUUGACCUGAGAAACACAUUUUCAACAAACAAUGAAUUGGGAGGCAACAAUCUCUCUGGAGAUUUUCCUUCGAGUUUGAGAAAUUGCACAAGAAUGAUUAGCAUUGAUCUUAGUAAUAAUCAGUUGUCAAGGUUAAUCCCAACUUGGCUAGGGGAAACAAUGAGAUCACUGUUAAUCCUUAGUGUAAGGAAUAAUAGGUUUUCUGGUCCCAUUCUUUUAAAGAUAUGUAGCUUUUCAGGUCUUCAUAUACUAGACCUUUCAGAAAACAACUUAUCUGGUUCUAUCCCGUCCUGUUUUGGCAAUUUGGAAGCCUUCAAGGUUGAGCUAACCGAUGCAGAAGCUGGACAAUAUCAAGGGACAUUGAAACUUGACUCAAAAGGAAGAAUACUUUAUUAUGAUACUAUCCUUUACCUAGUAAAUAACAUCGAUCUCUCAAGCAACAAUUUAUCUGGAGAAAUCCCAGUACAGAUAACAAGCUUAUACAAACUUGGAGCCUUGAACUUGUCCAGGAACCAUUUGAUAGGAAAUAUACCAACCGAUAUUGGAAAUUUGCCAUGGAUUGAAACCUUAGAUAUUUUAAUAAAUCAACUAUCAAGUCCUAUUCCACCAAGCAUAACUACUUUAGAAUUUUUGACACAUUUGAACUUGUCUUAUAAUGACUUGUCAGGAAGAAUUCCCACUAGCACACAGUUCCAAACCAAAGAUGAUCCAAUAAUUUUCCAAGGAAACGAUGCACCUUGUGGUCCUCCUUUAAAAAAGUGUUUUGAUGAGCGGACUACAACUUCUCAUAGCAGUGCAAAUGAUGAAGAAGAAACAGAUGAUGAAGAUAAACCUGAGAAAAUAUGGUUCUUUCUGUUGUUGGUCUGGGAUAUUUGGUUGGCUUCUAGGUAUUUUUUGGCACUUUGGUCAUCAAGAAAAUAUGGAGAAUAG